Molecule: messenger RNA, 602 nt
Organism: Coregonus sp. 'balchen'
Lineage: Eukaryota; Metazoa; Chordata; Actinopteri; Salmoniformes; Salmonidae
Source: the annotation of a GenBank genome assembly
AUGUGUGGAGACUCCGAGUGUGAAAGUAAGUACACAACAAGAGAAAAAAGAAAUAUGCAGCACAUAUAACAAAUUCGUUUUUUCUAUCCUAUCCUGUAAAGUAAAAAUUCCUAUGAUUACCUUAUGUGACUUUUCAUAGGCUUGCUGAGUCGGGUCAGGGCCAGAAAUAUACAAUAAUGUUUGUACCCUAUACUGUAUUUCAGAUUGACAGACGAUUUGGGUAUUUCCCAAAAUAUGCUGUGAAAGUUGAUGAAAUUUAUGCAAACACAGAGAAAGAAGUAGCCACACAGGUAAUCUUUACACAGCAGUACUCUAUGCAUUUUAGUUUUGGGAAUGUAUAUGUGUACUGAAUGUAUAUGUGCAUUAAAGGGUGAAUAAUCGGUGCUGUAAAACUUGCUGUUAAAGACAUUAUGUUAAAGCUAUUAUUCUGUUCCUUUCAGAAACAUGACUUCUUCUGCAUUGAUGUUUAUGGCAUAUUAAUUGAUAAUGACUCCAGUGAGUGGGACAAUGAAGAUUAUAUAGUUUCAGAAUUUCAAGAGAUCGCCACCAAUAAUGCUCAAAAAUCUAAAACUUCCAAAGAUGCCUUUGUGUCCAAACAUUGA